AUGUCUAAGUCCACACAUUCGAAGCUCACGAAGCAACAGAGCACGAAUAGCGACAGAAAUGUGGUCAGCGAUACAGAACUAGAUUUACUUCUUGAAGAAGYGGAGAUGAUACAAAAAAAGAAAGAAUCGAAAAAAUCRCUSACUCGGAAAUCAGCAGGAGACAAUUUGUUUACAAAGGAAGACGAAAAAGCUCUAAAAGAAAUAUUUAACAAUGUGGAAAGAAGAAAAAAAGAAUWUGAAGACCUUCGAUUAGCUUCCUCCCAAAGUCGUGAUAUCGCAGAUGACGUUUUGGAUUCUACCUCGUCAGAAUCGAGCAAAAAUAGUAGCGAUAAUGAAUCUGAAGACAAUUCUUCUUCUUCAAAAGUGUCCGACGAUAAUUCUUCAGAUCAAGAAUCAGCAGACGAUGAAGUGGAUUUGACGACGGAUGACGAGGAUAACAGCAAAGUAAACGAAAAKAAACGACAGCAAAGCAAGAAAAAAGUUAAUAAAUCCGUGAAUUCAAUCGAUGCUGAAGAGGGCCAUUUAACAAAUGAUACCGGCAAAAAAGCAUCUAGUGGAUUUAAUGACAAACGUGUGAAGAAAGUGCAAAAAACGAACACUAAGUCUGGCUCGAAUCGCAAACCUCAAGCAGACGAGGAUUUAGACUCGAUGGUUGCAGAAUUGUUAGAGUUUUAG
Messenger RNA from Exaiptasia diaphana, 675 nucleotides. RefSeq names its product pre-intermoult gene 1 protein-like. The transcript has a single exon. The record is from RefSeq and is a predicted model, not a curated record. NCBI's taxonomy places the organism in Eukaryota, Metazoa, Cnidaria, Anthozoa, Actiniaria, Aiptasiidae. The coding region runs from base 1 to 675 and encodes 224 amino acids.